Molecule: messenger RNA, 1782 nt
Organism: Trifolium pratense (red clover)
Lineage: Eukaryota; Viridiplantae; Streptophyta; Magnoliopsida; Fabales; Fabaceae
Product: flavonol 7-O-beta-glucosyltransferase UGT74F1-like
Exons: 2
Coding region: 147-1523 (458 amino acids)
Molecular function (GO): UDP-glycosyltransferase activity
Source: RefSeq, a predicted model, not a curated record
UGAUGCAAAACUGUGCGUUAACCUUACCGUAGAUAAUCCAGGUCCAUAAAACCAUACAUUCAAUAAAUAUUCAUCAUUACCUCAAUCAACCAUAUAUUGAGUUCUACUUUGUAUAGCUUGUGUUUGUGUCAGUAAUAGUAUAGGAGAUGGAAGAGAGAAAUACUAAGCAUGUUUUAAUGAUUCCAUACCCAAGCCAAGGACACUUAAACCCAAUGCUUCAAUUUAGCAAACGCUUAAGCACUAAAGGAGUUAAAGUCACAAUGGUCACAACUAUUUUCAUCUCAAAAAUCAUGCAUCUUCAAUCAUCAUCCUUACCUUCAUCCCUUCAAUUUGACUUCAUAUCUGAUGGUUAUGACCAAGGUGGCUUUGCUCAAGUUGGUAACAUAUCAACCUAUCUAUCUCAAAUGAAAACUAUAGGCUCUGAAAAUUUGAAGGAACUUAUCCAAAAAUAUAACUCUUCUAAUCACCCUAUAGAUUGUGUAGUAUAUGACCCUAUGAUUCAAUGGGUUUUAGAUGUAACCAAAGAAUUUGAUUUACUAGGAGCUGCUUUUUUCACUCAAAAGUGUAGUGUUAAUUACAUGUAUUAUCAUGUUUACCAUGGACUUUUAAAGCUUCCAAUUACUUCAUUGCCAAUUUCUAUAGAAGGGCUUCCUUUGCUUGAAUUGAAAGACACUCCAUCCUUUGUUAAUGACCCUGGCUUCUAUCCUGCUUACUAUGAGAUGGUUAUGAAUCAAUUUUCCAAUAUCCAUAAAGCAGAUAUUGUUCUUGUCAAUUCCUUCUACAAGCUAGAGGACCAGGUGGUGGAUUCUAUGUCAAAGCUAUGUCCAAUAUUGACAAUUGGACCAACAGUUCCAUCCUUUUACUUGGACAAAGGAGUUCCAAAUGACAAGGAUAAUGAUUUGAGUCUCUUCCAAUUAGACUCAUCAGCCAUUAAUUGGUUGAAAUCAAAGCCUGCAGGGUCAGUUACUUAUGUAUCAUUUGGAAGCAUGGUUUGUUUUAGCAUGGAGCAAAUGAAGGAAAUAGCAUUAGGAUUAUUAGGAAGUGGUUCAAACUUCUUGUGGGUGAUCCCUACUAUGGAGAAUAAGAAUAUCCCAAAAGAGUUGGUUGAGGAAAUUAGUUCAAGUGGAAAAGGGUUAGUAGUGAAUUGGAUACAACAAUUGGAAGUGCUAUCAAACAAAGCUAUUGGUUGUUUUUUUACACAUUGUGGAUGGAAUUCAACACUUGAAGCAUUAUGUUUAGGUGUGCCUAUGAUUGCAAUUCCACAAUGGACUGAUCAACCUUUGAAUGCAAAAUUUGUUGAGGAUGUGUGGAAAGUGGGAAUUAGAGUUAUGGUAAAUGAGAAUGGGAUUGUGACAAGAGAAGAGAUUAAGAGUUGUAUUAGGAAAGUGUUCGAAAAUGAUGUUGGGAGUGAAAUGAGGAUUAAUGCUAAGAAAUGGAGGGAAUUGGCUAUAGAAGCUAUAAGUCAUGGUGGCACUUCAGAUAACAAUAUCAAUGACUUUUUAAAUAAGCUUAAGAGGUCCUAAAUUAAUAUUGGUAUUGAUUGUGGAUAUGUAAAUAAGCUAAAUAUAUCAUGUUGGUUUCUAUUAAUAUUGGUUAUGGAUUCCCUCAUAAUUGUAACCGAGGAAGAGUCUUUAGAUUUGUAUUGUAUGAGAACUUUAUUUUCCUUAAGUCAGUGGUGAUUCUAGUUGGUUGAAUUGCUAUGUGUGUGUCUGGUUUGUCUUGUGUAGUAUCACCAAGUGAAGGAUUACACAGCUCAAUAACACAAUGUUUCUCACAGAAAAA